This is a messenger RNA of Salvelinus fontinalis (brook trout), 1125 nucleotides long. RefSeq lists its product as uncharacterized. The coding region runs from base 324 to 968 and encodes 214 amino acids. The record is from RefSeq and is a predicted model, not a curated record. NCBI's taxonomy places the organism in Eukaryota, Metazoa, Chordata, Actinopteri, Salmoniformes, Salmonidae. The transcript is spliced from 2 exons. Gene Ontology annotation, molecular function: protein dimerization activity.
GCGUUGCUACAUGGCAGAUGUGAAACACGCCAUGUACAUGGACAAGACCAACUAUGUCUACCUGACAUUCUUCAUUCUUCAAAUCAAUCCUGUCUGACGUACAAGUUGCAGUGAAGUCAUUUGAGGGAGAGCAAACAGAUCCUGUCAAGCUUUUGGACAAUCUGGUACAUCUCUUAACAUCAAUUUGCAGCAGAGUAGUCAACCCGAAGGCAAAAAUUGAUGUCCUGAAGGAUGGUAUUGAUGGACAUCUCAAUCCAUCACCAUACCUUAAGUACCGUUUAGAGAGCACGGUGUACCAACUCAGUCUUGCGCCAGAGGACAAAAUGAUCAUUCGGAGACAGUGCAUCAACUACAUUGUUGCUUUAAGCAAGGAGCUGCAAGCAAGGCUCCCAGACAACCUUGAAGCCUUGCGACACCUGGCCUUGUUCAGUGUUAAGGAAACGCUAAAGCACAAUAAAGGCACCACUGAAAUUAUUAAAGUAGCUGAGCUACUGGGAUACCAGCUCCAAACAAUUGAUAAAAUUGUUUCCCAAUGGAGAAACAUCCAUCUGUUUAGGUGGGACUCAACUGAAAAUACAGUCGAGUUUUGGAGUGAAGUCAAUAACUACACGGACUCUUCCGGGUCAAAUCCAUUUGAAGAACUGUUCAAAGCUGCACUCGCUGCCCUCUCCUUGCCACACUCAAAUGCGGAGGUUCAAUGGCUGUUCAGCCAAAUGAUUGUGGUCAAGUCAAAGUUAAGAAAUAGAAUGUCACUGUACAAUCUCAACUCCAUACUCCUGGUGCGGUAUGGACUGAAGCUGGCUGGUGAUACCUGUUACCAGCAUAAACUACGAAGUGAAGUUCUGCAGCAGUUUGGCACCACAGCAGCAUACAGCUUUAAGGCCACUCCAUCCUCUACUGCUGGUUCCAGCUCCGUGACAAUGCAGUUGGACAGUGAAGAUGAAGAGGAUUUCCUUGCCAAUCUAUGAUUCAUCAUAUUUACAGUACGUAUGCAAGGAGUGGACUUUCUGGAACUGGUGGAGACACACAGCUGAUGGUGGCAGUGUGUACUGCAGUGUGUGCGAGAACAGUGGCAAUAUCUGGAGGAAACCAUUGAGCAGCUAGCCAGCCAAGCAGCACAACAAC